GUUUAAAAACUCUGUUCUCUUACUCUAAACUGGGAAAAUGAGGAAUUUUCCUUAAGUCAUGAAAGUUUUUGAGGAGGAUCACUGUUUAUUCAUACGUCAAAUAAAACUUUUAGUUUAUUUCUAGUUUAUGAAAUAAAACAGUAUUCAUAACAUAGUACAAUAAAGAUGAUUGAAAAAUUGCAAAUUUACUCGGCACAAUUUGAGAGUCUAUAAAACUAUCACAAAUUAUUUUCUCUUUCCUGCCCCCAAAAUGGUUACGAUUAGACACAAAUCAGAAAAAGACGGGGUAAAUUUAUUCUACACUUUCAGGUUUAUCAAUUCUUUCUGGAUGCAGAUAAUGUCCUUUAUAAUAAUUAUUUUAGAUGUUUAUAAUCAGUCUUUUUUUUUUACAGUUUUCAGCAUUCACCUUUGUAAAACAUUGUUCCAAAUUUUUCUUCCUCUCUUCCCCCACCCCCUCUCUUAGAUAGUAAUAGAAUAUAUAUUAGAAUGUGCAAUUCUAUACAUAUUUCCACUAUUAUGCUGCACAAGAAAAAUCAGAAUCCAAAAGGAAAAAAAAACUUCAAUUUUUAUUUUCAUAACAUUUGCAUGCAUGGUUUUUCAACAAAACCUUGUGUUCCAAAUUUCCCCUCCCUCCCCUAGAUGGCAAGUAAUCCAAAAUAUGUUAAACACGGUAAAUCCAAUAUCUGUAUACAUAUUUAUAUAAUUAGCUUGCUGAACAAGAAAAAUCAGAUAAAAAAGAAAAAUGCAAACAACAAAGAGUGACAAUGUAAUGUUGUGAUCCACGCUCAGUUCCCACAGUCCUUUCUCUGGGUGCAGAUGGCUAUCCUUAAGACCAUUGGAAUUGGCCUCAAUCAUCUCAUUGUUGAAAAGAGCCACAUCCAUCAGAAUCGAUCAUUGUAUAAUCUUGUUGUCAUGUAUAAUGAUGUCUUGGUUCUGCUUGCUUCAUAUCAGUUCAUGUAAGUCUGUCCAGGUUUCUUGUUGACCAUUUCUUUUAGAGACAGAAAAUGUUUAUAAACCAACAAAGGUGAAAAUAUUAUGUGAUCUAUAUUCAGUCCCCAGUCCUCUUUCUGGAUGCAUAUGGCUCUCAGACCUUUGUGAAAUCAUCUUGCUGAUAGUUUCUUAUAGAACAAUAAUAUUGCAUAACAUUUAUGUACCAUAACUCAUAAUUCAGCCAUUCUCCAACUGAUGGGCAUCCACUGUUUACAGUUUCUUGCCACUACAGGUAGGGCUGCCCCAUUUUUGCACAUGUAGGUCCUUUUCCUUUUAUGAUUUCUUUGGGAUAUAAGCCCAGUUGAAACACUGCUGGAUCAAAGGGUAUGCAGUUUGACAAACCUUUGAGCAUAAUACCAUAUUGCUGUUCAGAAUGGUUGGAUUAAUUCACAAUUCCACCAAUAUAUUCCUGUCCCAAUUUUCCCACAUCCCCACCUUCAUUCCUGUGAUCUUGGCUAAUUUGAGAAGUGUAGUACCUCAGGGUUAUCUUAAUUUGCAUUUCUCUGAUCAUUCUUAAACCAAUAUUGCUGUGUGUACUGCUUUCUCUUAUUUUCACUCUUCAUUUCUUACAAAUCAUGUUUUUCUAGGGUCACUGAGCAUAUUUAUUGGACUGUAAGUGUAAGAGUUCAAAGAAAGGGAAAGUACAAUGUUUGAAAAUAGAGGAUAAUGGAAGGGACAGUGUUGAAGGAAAUGAUGGAAUGGCAUUGGUAAGGAAUAAGGUUACUUUCUGUGAGGCAAGUGGCAGAAUGCUUUUGAGUGAAAGGAAAUAAAAGGGAAUUCACAGGCAAAAAGCCUCACUUUUUUUUCCCACAUAAAAUCUGAGACAAGGAACUCAGCUGAAAGUAAGAAGAUAGUCAUGGGAGGUUUGAGGAAGAAUGAAAAGAUUUGGAAGAGUUGAAGUAGAGAAUGGAAUAGUGAGUUGUAAGAGGCAAGAUGGAUCACAAAGAAGCAGUGAAGGCCUAGUUGAGGUUGAGUAACAAAUCUGUAGUGGACUUAAUGGGUACUGCAGCAUGUUUUUUAGGAGCAAAGGUGGUUAAUGAUAGUGAUCUAAAGGGUUUUGACAGGACUCGAUUGGUGAAACAAGAAGCCUAAGAAUUAAAGAGAAGAAACAGUAUUGGGUUUAAUUUGUUUACCAAAGAGUCAAGAUCAGGAAAAGAGUGGCUAGUAUUGGGGAUGUAGUUUGGGAGAGACCCAAAGGGUCAAGGAGAAUAGAAGUCAGAUGUAGAUGAAGAAUAGGAUUUUGUAAAAGAAAGCAGAAGUGUAAAGUCAAUCAUAAGGAUUGUAGAUUUUUAGUCAGAAGGAACUUUAAGAGACUCAUCAGAUCCUAUCCCCUCAUUUUACAGAUGAGAAAACCACCACAAAAAGGGCUAAGUGACAAUCUUAAAUGUGUUGAGGUAGGAUUUUAACUCAUUUUUCCAAGAUUAAAUUCCAUUAUGAUUCUUCCUAAAAUGCUUUCCAAUUGGAAGUAUUAUCAUCCAAGGCUAUGUGGACAACAGUCACUUUUUCCAGCAUCAUACCCUGCUCUAGAGCCCAGGUUCUUAAACUAGUUUGUGACCCAUAUAGGAUUUUUUAACUGAAUGGGGAGGAAGGGGUCAAGAAUUUUGAUUUAUUAUCAAUAGAUAUUUGAUUUGUAUACCUACUGCACAUCUGAGGUUACAUAAAAUAUUUCUUGGAUAAAAUGGGGUUGAAAAUGAAAAAAGUUCAAGAAAUCCCUGCUCCAAACUACUUAGGGCUCCUGCUCUCUUGAACCCUUAUAGAGCGUUAUUUCUGGAAUGUUCCAGCCACUUUCCUUCACUUGACUGGUAUGCCCACCUAAUUAAUUUAGAGUCACACAUCCUUUACUUUCUUCCCUGCCAUUUUGGGGACCAAGAUCAAAUCAACUAAUUUUUUCCUUAAUAAUGAGUCAAUUUACUCCCUUUGGCCCCAACCCUCAUCUCUUUUAACUUUAAGUACCAAAUUCCCCCUCCAGGCCACUCAUUAGCUGGUAGGUACUCUUCCCCCAUUAGAAUGUAAACUUUUAAGAGUUGUGUCCAACAGUGACUUCUUUUAGAGUUUUCUUGGCAAAGAUACUGGAGUGUUUUACCAUAUCCUUUUGCAGUUCAUUUUAGAGAGGAGGAAAACUGGGGCAAAGUGGGUUAAAUGACUUGCCCAUGGCUAGUAAAGGUCUGAGGUCAUAAUUGAACUGAGGUCUUCUGGUCUCCAAGGGUAGUGCUCCAUCCCUGGGUCACCUACCUAGCUUUUUUUUUUUUUUUUUAAAUAGCUUUUUAUUUACAAGAUAUAUGCAUGGGUAAUUUUUCAGCAUUGAUAAUUGCAAAACCCUUUGUUCCAAUUUUUCCCUUCCUUUCCCUCCCCCUUACCCCCCAGAUGACUGGUUGACCAAUACACGUUAAACAUAAUAAAACAUAAGUUAAAUACAAUAUAUGUAUACAUAUCCAUAGUUAUUUUGCUGUACAAAAAGAAUCAGGCUUUGAAAUAGUAUACACUUAACCUGUGAAGGAAAUCAAAAAUGCAGGUGGACAAAAAUAGAAGGAUUGGGAAUUCUAUGUAGUGGUUCAUAGUCAUCUCCCCGAAUUUUUUCGCUAGGUGUAACUGGUUCAGUUCAUUACUGCUCGAUUGGAACUGAUUUGGUUCAUCUCAUUGUUGAAGAGGACCAUGUCCAUCAGAAUUGAUCAUCAUAUAGUAUUUUUUUUUCAUUAUUAAAGCUUUUUAUUUUUCAAAACAUAUGCAUGGAUCAUUUUUCAACAUUAACCCUUGCAAAAACUUGUGUUCCAAUUUCCCCCUUGUGUUGCAAUUUCUCCUCUUCCCCCACCCUCUCCCCUAGAUGUCUAGUGGUCCAAUAUAUAUUAAACAUGGUAGAAAUAUAUGUAUACAUAUUUAUACAGUUAUCUUGCUGCACAAGAAAAAUCAAAUCAAACCAGAAAAAAAAAUCAUAUAGUAUUGUUGUUGAAGUAUGUAAUGAUCCCCUGGUCCUGCUCAUUUCACUUAGCAUCAGUUCAUGUAACUGAUUGGGGAAGUUUCCAGGUCUUUUUGAAAUCAUCCUGCUGGUCAUUUUUUACAGAACAAUAAUAUUCCAUAAUAUUCAUAUAUCACAAUUUAUUCAGACAUUCUCCAAUUGAUGGGCAUCCACUCAGUUUCCAGUUUCUGGCCACUACAAAGAGAGCUGCCUCAAAUAUUCUUACACAUACAGGUCCUUUUCCCUUCUUUAAAAUCUCUUUGGGAUAUAAGCCCAAUAGAAACACUGCUGGGUCAAAGGGUAUGCACAGUUUGUAACUUUUUGCGCAGUUUCAAAUUGCUCUCCAGAAUGGUUGGAUGCAUUCACAAUUCCACCAACAAUGUAUCAGAGUCCCAGUUUUCCCACAUCCCCUCCAACACCAAUCUGACAGAUGUAUAGUGAUAUCUCAAAGUUGUCUUAAUUUGCAUUUCUUUGAUUAAUGACUUGGAGCAUCUUUUCAUAUGGCUAGAAAUAGUUUCAAUUUCUUUAUCUGAGAAUGGUCUGUUCAUAUCCUUUGACCAUUUAUCAAUUGGAGAAUGGCUUAAUUUCUUAUAGAGUCAAUUCUCUAUAUAUUUGGGAAAUGAGGCCUUUAUCAGAACUUUUGUAAAAAAUGUUUUCUCAGUUUAUUGCUUCCCUUCUAAUCUUGUCUGCAUUAGUUUUGUUUGUACAAAAACUUUUCAAUUUGAUAUAAUCAACAUUUUCUAUUUUGUGAUCAAUAAUGAUCUCUAGUUCUUUUUUGGUCAUAAAUUCCUCCCUCUUCCACAGGUCUGAGAGAUAAACUAUCCUAUAUUCUUCUAAUUUAUUUAUAAUCUCAUUCUUUAUGCCUAGGUCAUGAAUCCAUUUUGACCUUAUUUUGGUGUAUGGUGUUAAGUGUGGGUCAAUGCCUAGUUUCUGGCAUACUAAUUUUCAAUUUUCCCAGCAGUUUUUGUCAAACAGUAAGUUCUUAUCCCAAAAGCUGGGGUCUUUGGGUUUGUCAAACGCUAAAUUAUUAAAGUUAUUGAAUGUUUUAUCCUUUGAACCUAACCUAUUACACUGAUCAACUAGUCUAUUUCUUAGUCAAUACCAAAUAGUUUUGGUAACUGCUACUUUAUAAUAUAAUUUUAGAUCUGGUACAGCUAGGCCACCUUGAUUUGAUUUUUUUUUUCUCAUUAGUUCCUUUGAAAUUGUUGACCUUUUGUUUUUCCAUAUGAACUUUGUUAUUUUUUCUAAGUCAUUAAAAUAGUUUUUUAGGAGUCUGAUUGGUAUAUCACUAAAUAAAUAGAUUAAUUUAGAUUGUCAUCUUUAUUUGAUUGGUCUCUACCUAGCUUUUUUAAUAGCAUCUCAGUUUUUAGUACUUUAGAAAGUUUAUAAGUAUCUAUCAGCAGUAAGAGGAGAUCAGAAGAAAUGAGAUUAAAUUGUAAUAAAAAGGGUGAGGUUAAUUUGCUUAUCAUUCUUUCCUGGAACAAAAGAAAGGAGGAUAGAAUUUUGUUGCUCUAAGAUUAGGUUAGGUAAAAGCUGAUCUAAGACUUUCAACAUUGAUUCUUUUUUUAUUAUUGCUUUUAAUUUGCAAAAUGUGCAUGGGUAGUUUUUCAACACUGACCCUUGCAAAACCUGUUCCAACUUUUCCCCUCCUUCCCUCUACCUCCUCCCCUAGAUGUCAGGUAGUCCAUACAUGUUAAAGUAUAUUCAACAUUGAUUCUUACAAAACUUUGUAUUCCAAAUUUUUCCCUGCCUCCUCCCCACUCCUAAAUGUAAGUAAUCCAAUACAUGUUAAACAUGUUUUAAAAAUUUAUGGUAAAUCCAAUAUUUGAAUACAUAUUUAUACAAUUAUCAUGUUGCACAAGAAAAAUCAGAUGAAAAAGGGGGAAAAAAUGAGAGAAAACAAAAUGCAAGCAAACAACAUAAAGUGAAAAUGCUAGUUUGUGAUCCACAUUCCGUUCCCACAGUCUUCUAGAUGCAGAUGGCUCUCUUCAUCACAAGAUCAUUGGAACAGGCCUCAAUCAUCUCAUUAAUAAAAAGAGCCACAUGCACCAGAAUUGAACUUCGUAUAAUCUUUUCCUGUGUACAAUGAACUCCCGGUUAUGCUCAUUUUCAAGUGGUUUUUUAAAAGAUGAUAAUACUUAUAUCAUGCCAAUCUCAUUUAAUAGGAAACAGCUCAGGAUAGUAAAUAAAGAGCUAGCCUAAGGAGGACCUGGUUUCAGUUAAUGGGUUCAAAAUGGAUCACUGACAAGAGUGGCAUAGUAUACUUGAAAAAAAUCACCGAACCUGUCAAUGCUCAGUCAAUUUUCUAGGACAGAAAUUACAAAACCAUCUUUCCUUUGAUACAGCCAAUGAGAACAAUCAUACGGGCUUCUCUUUGUUGGGAACAUUUCUCAGCAAUGAAAUUACAGGUCCCAAAGCAAAACAACUAAGUGGAUGGGGAGAGAUUUUAAUAAGGAUACUCAAGGAGCAAGUGUGUCUUAGUACUUUGUGUUGGAAUCCUUAACCUUUUUGUGUUGCCUUAGCAAUCUGGUGAAUCCCUUCUCAGAAUGUUUUUAAAUGCAUAAAAACGCAUAUAGAAUUAAUAAGGAAACCAAUUAUACACAAAUACCUGUAGAUAUCUACUAUUAAUAAAGACACGUAUCUUAUUUAAGACCCUAUUCAAAUGCUAGUGUAAGUUAAAGGACCGACUAAUAAAUCUAAACUAUGUGAUAUGACUGAAAGCAAAGAGAUUUUGAAUCUGGAGAUCCAAAGUCUCUCUAAAAAAACAAAUCUAUUUUUAUUAGCCUUUUGUUUACUCCUCUUCCCAUAAGAGCCAUCUUUUUAAGAUGUCUCUUUUUGGCCACAAAUUGGCCUUCCCUCCUUAAAAUCUCCUUAUAUCUGAUUUAAAAAAAAAAAAAAAACUUUUAAGAAGUACUUUUAAAAAAGAAAAAGAGGGAGGAAACAAAAGAAUCAGCAAAACCAAUCAGUACAUCGAAAAAACAUCUGACUAGGUUUUUGGAGAUCCUCCCCACCUCGGGAAAGUGUGGGAUAGGGGCCGGCACCUCCUUCAUUCUGUAAUGGGUGGGGGAAAAGAGAUGGGAUAAAAGCGUAUCUACUUAUCUGUUUUUACCUCCCAGUUCCUUAAAAACUGGGAGUUUCUGGUUACUGCCGGAACAACAGCCUUCACUCAUUGCAAAAAAGAGGAAAAUCAAAAGUGCCAGGAUUUAAGAUGGCCAAUCAAAAGCACUACCGGUCCUAGCCUGCCCACUUCCAACAUGACAGCCAUGCGUCUUGAAGUUUAUUCGUGCCUCUUCAGGUAGAGUACGCACCACUCGAGAGCGAACGCCGUCCUUUUGGCCUACGUCACUUCCGGUGGUGCAGCAGCCAUUUUGUCAGCCACAAGCGGAUCCCGCGCGCUGGGGAAGUGCAGUUCCCCCUGGUUACAAACCCUCCGGUCACCGCCCCCCACCCCCUUCACCCCCUCCCGCGGGCGCCGUCGGAGGGGAGGCCGGACAGGAAGAAUAGCCUUCCUCAGGGCCAGUGUGCCCUACAGUUGUCACAGGCCAGAACCUGAGGCAAAGCGGCCAGGUGAUCGAGUCGUCCGGGAUGUCGAGCGAGGAGAGCUACCGGGCCAUCCUGCGCUACCUGACGAACGAGCGAGAGCCGUACGCACCGGGCACUGAGGGCAACGCCAAGCGCAAGAUCCGCAAGGCCGCCGCCUGCUAUGUGGUGCGCGGUGGGACCCUCUACUACCAGCGACGGCAGCGCCAUCGCCAGCGCUUCGCCGAGCUCGAGGUGGUGCUGCAGCCCGAGAGGCGUCGGGGGCUCAUCGAGGCGGCACACCUGGGGCCCGACGGCACCCACCACACCCGGCACCAGACGUGGCACGACCUGUCCAAAAACUACUGGUGGCGAGGUAUUUUAAAGCAAGUAAAAGAUUAUAUUAAAGAGUGUAGCAAAUGCCAAGAGAAGCUGGAUCGUGCUCGCCCAAUAUCAGAUACUUCUGAAAUGUUGGAAGAAUUGGGAUUAGAACUAGAAUCUACUGAAGAGAGUAACGAAACAGAUGAUGACCAAAGCAAUCCUGCAUCUGUUCCAAGUGCAGUGUCCAAGACUGUGAAAAAGAAACCAAUAUCCAAACAUGAACUUGUCUUUGUUGACACUAAAGGUGUUGUAAAACAGUCUUCACCAAAACAUUGUCGAGCAGUCUUAAAACAGCUGAAUCAGCAGAGACUCAACAAUCAGUUCUGUGAUGUUACUUUGUUGAUUGAGGGAGAAGAAUACAGAGCUCAUAAGUCUGUUUUGUCAGCUAACAGCGAGUAUUUCCGAGACCUUUUUAUAGAAAAGGGAGCUGUAUCCAGUCAUGAAGCUGUGGUGGAUCUGUCAGGCUUUUGUAAGUCAAGUUUCCUUCCUUUACUGGAGUUUGCUUAUACUUCAGUGUUAAGUUUUGACUUUUGUAGCAUGGCGGAUGUUGCCAUUUUGGCCCGCCACCUUUUCAUGUCUGAAGUCUUGGAAAUCUGUGAAAGUGUACAUAAACUAAUGGAGGAAAAGCAGAUUACUGUGUACAAAAAAGGUGAAGUACAAACAGUUGAAUCUACUCAAAAUCUACCAGAGCAUAAUGAAGGUUCAGCACAAACUGUGGCCAAUGUUGAAGAAGUUGUACCCCCAGAACUUGAAACUAGUGCAUUUGUGUCCCCUAUAAAUGGAGAAUUUCCAGGUGAUGGGCAGGAAGGUGGGAGUACACAGCAGCUUGAACCCCAGGUUUGUUCAGAAUCUCCAUCUGUUUUAGUACACACAGAAAAUGUAACUCAUUCACAUUCUGGAAUAAAGUCUGAAACAGUGUCAAGUAGCAACAUGAUAAUUCUUGAAAUAGAAACUUCAGAUACCAGAAAAGAUGACAAAGUUUCCAAUGCACUUUCCACUCCUACUGUGGUAGAAGAAAGGGAUACUAAUACUCCAGUAGACAAAGAAAUGGAAAACAAUGAGGACAGCAAAUCAGUUGAAGAUGUCUGUGCUGAAGACAUUGAAGAAGAUCACAAGCAAAAACGUAGCCGACCAGCACAAGUCCAAGGAAGCCCUGUUGGACAACAGGAGAAGGCAACUCUCAGCCCUGAUGACACUUAUAAAAGCAGGCUCCGUCAGCGCUCUGUUAGUGAAGGUGGAUAUAUACGACUACAUAAAGGAAUAGAGAAAAAACUUCAGAAUAGAAAAGCCAAUCCUAAGUCUGCAGUUCAGCAGGUUGCUCUGAAAUUGGUUCAAAGAGGGAAAAAAAUGAAGCAGCCCAAAAGAGAGGCUAAUGAGAACACAGAGGAAGAAACAACACACAGAUGUAGUGAAUGCGGAAUGGAUUUUCAGAGACGCUAUGCACUUAUCAUGCACACGUUGAAACAUGAAAGAACUAAAGAUUACAAGUGCCCAUUGUGUAAAAAAGAAUUUCAAUAUAGUGCUUCUUUACGAGCACACCUCAUUCGACAUACCCGAAAAAGUGAUGUACCUACUUCCUCUACUGCUGAAGAAGAUUCAGGAGCAUCAACUGAAAAGGGUCGCACCAAGAGGGAGUUUAUAUGUUCUAUAUGUGGAAGGACAUUGCCCAAACUAUAUUCUCUCAGAAUACACAUGUUGAAGCACACAGGUGUAAAGCCACAUGCUUGCCAGGUCUGUGGAAAAGCUUUCAUUUACAAGCAUGGUUUAAAAUUACACCUGGCUCUUCAUGAAGCACAGAAACAGUUCCAGUGUGAACUCUGUGUUAAGUCUUUUGUCACCAAGCGUAGUCUUCAAGAACAUAUGAGCAUUCAUACAGGAGAGUCAAAAUACCUUUGCUCAAUCUGUGGAAAGUCUUUUCAUAGGGGCUCUGGACUCAGCAAGCACCUAAAGAAGCAUCAGCCAAAACCUGAAGUUCGAGGUUAUCAGUGUACUCAAUGUGAAAAAAGUUUCUUUGAAGCUCGAGAUCUCCGCCAGCAUAUGAACAAACAUCUUGGUGUGAAGCCAUUCCAAUGCCAAUUUUGCGAAAAAUGCUAUAGUUGGAAGAAAGAUUGGUAUUCUCAUGUAAAAUCUCAUUCUGUUACAGAGCCUUAUAGGUGCAAUGUAUGUGGCAAGGAAUUUUAUGAAAAAGCCUUAUAUAGAAGACAUGUAAAGAAAGCUACUCAUGGGAAGAAAGGAAGAGCUAAACAAAAUCUGGAACGUGUAUGUGAACAAUGUGGAAGAAAAUUCACUCAACUACGGGAAUAUAGAAGACAUAUGAACAACCAUGAAGGAGUUAAGCCAUUCGAAUGCUUAACAUGUGGGGUUGCUUGGGCUGAUGCACGUUCCCUGAAACGCCAUGUAAGAACACACACAGGUGAACGGCCUUAUGUCUGUCCUGUAUGCAAUGAAGCUUAUAUUGAUGCUCGAACACUUCGAAAACACAUGACCAAAUUUCACAGGGAUUAUGUGCCUUGCAAGAUUAUGCUGGAGAAAGAUACCCUUCAGUUUCAUAACCAGGGAACUCAAGUGGAACAUGCCUUUAGCAUCUUAACAUCAGGCAUGCAAGAACAAGAAAGCAGUGGUCCUCAGGAAAUUGAGACUGUAGUAGUGACCGGAGAAACCAUAGAAGCCAUUGAAGCUGUUGCAGCUACUGAGGAAUGUGCAUCAGUGUCAACUCUUUCGGACCAAAGUAUUAUGCAAGUAGUUAAUUAUGUACUGGCACAGCAGCAAGGACAGAAAAUAUCUGAAGUAACAGAAGCUAUUGAAACUGUAGAAGUUGAGGUGGCACAUGUUUCAGAACCAGAGUGAGCACAGUAAUGGAGGUAGAGGAAAUUUUGGUGAUGACUCUUCCUGUGCCAUAAACUUGCACAUGUUUACAACAUAUGACUUACAGCUCAGAGUCCCUAUUUCAAGGUUUUUUGCUGCUUGAUGACGUUCUCUCUGCAUUGCUAAAUAGUCUCUCCAGCCUGUAGGUUCUGUCAAGAAGUCUCUCACUUUCUUUCUGUCUCUGUCUCUCUCCUUCCUCCCUAAUUUUAGUCAUCUAGUAUAGAGAAAUUGGAAACAAAUCUUUCUAUUUAAUUGUUUAUCAUGGUAUGAUUUUUAAUGGAUUAAUUUUUACAAAGAUUGUACUUAGAACAGUACAGUUUCAGUCCUGUUUUCACUUUAUUUUGAAUGUAUAUUUUGAAGGAUACUUCCCCACUGGGCUUGCUGUCUUUUUAUCAUCAAAAUAUGAAGAUAAAAUUUUGUGAUUUGACUUGCCCUAUUUAUACAGAUUGAAAAGAAAAUUCAGAUACUAAAGCAUUUUACUAGUGUCUCUAGGUACACUAUUGUGUACAAUAUUAGUUUUUAAUGUCUUUAAAUCUGUGAUUUGUGUCUUACUGUUUAAAUUCAACCCUCUUACAAGUCCAGGACUCUUCAUUUUAAAGCACUUAUUAAGCCACAUGGUUAUAAAUCAAGUUUGUACUUGACUAUGUAGGCAAUCUAUAACUGAGUAUUUGUCCUAGUUUUUUUUUUUUUAAUGCCAUGAAAUUGCAUAGUAGGUCCAGCAAAAUAGGCCUUGUUUUGCCAUCUCUUCAAGGCAAGGAAAUUGACCCUGAGGGUGGAGAGCUUUGUCAUUGUUGAAAUUGAACAUUGUUAAUGAGGAAAAUCCUUCCAUGUUAACUUUAGUACAAUAAGUGGAAAGUCUUGUUCUUUUGCUUUAGCAUGAACAAGUCAAAACUAGAUUUAAUGUUUUCAACCAUCGUAUCAUGUUUAAUUGCUUAAUUUAGUUGAAAAACUGAAUCAAUUUAGAAACAGAAUAGCCACCAACACAUGCAAUAAGUUACAAGAAUACUGCGUAAUAGUCAAGUUCAGUAAUAACAAAUUCUUUGCAGCCCUCACUACAAUGUACUAAUCUGAAAAAUAUUAUUCAUUUGUAACCCACCUGAUUGUUGAAAAUGAAUUCAAUAAAAAAUAGAUUACAUGGAAGCUGAAAAUUACAUUUAUUCAAGUGUAUAUAUUUUUGGAAAUGUUCACAUCUGUAUUCAAGUUUACCAAUCUCUCACCUUUCCAAAAUCACCAAGAUAGCCUUGGUAGCUCCACCUAAAAAACUAUUACUUACAAUGUAAUUAUUAUAAUUCAAGUGUUUGGAACAAUUGUAAAAUGCACAAUUUAACAAAAAAAAAAAAAGAAGUUACAGGUGAACUGUUCCUAAAGCACAAGAAAAGGAUGUGCCUUGAUUUAUACACAAUACCAUGAUAUUUAUUCCAAUUUGCCUAUAUAAUGUGACUUUAAGGGCAAGGAGUAAAUAUGUUAGCCAUGCAUGUAUUAGAUUUGCAUAUAUUAUAUUUGCUUUUGCAAAUUUUCCAAUCUUGUAAUAGUUAUAUGGCUGACAUUCAAUCUUAGGAAGAAAAUUUAAAAAUAGUCCAACUUUUAAAAGGCUGCUUCUUUGGGGGUUGGGAGUGGGGGGUUUGUUUGUUUUUUGUUUUUUUAGGCUCUUAUGAAAAUUUGUUUCAACUUGACUAAAAUUUGGAAUUAUCAUUUUUGUUCACACAUACUCUUGUUUAUAGUAUUGGAUUUACUGAGUUGUAAGACAAAUAGACCAUUGAUGUAUGUCAUAAAUAUGUAAAUAAAACCAGCUGUUGAAUCUUGCUUAAAA
Messenger RNA from Antechinus flavipes (yellow-footed antechinus), 12518 nucleotides. It is a transcript of the gene ZBTB11, whose product is annotated as zinc finger and BTB domain containing 11. The record is from RefSeq and is a predicted model, not a curated record. The coding region runs from base 7529 to 10690 and encodes 1053 amino acids. NCBI's taxonomy places the organism in Eukaryota, Metazoa, Chordata, Mammalia, Dasyuromorphia, Dasyuridae. The transcript has 11 exons. Gene Ontology annotation, molecular function: protein binding. Gene Ontology annotation, biological process: negative regulation of transcription by RNA polymerase II; regulation of cytokine production; regulation of immune system process.